Molecule: messenger RNA, 805 nt
Organism: Pollicipes pollicipes
Lineage: Eukaryota; Metazoa; Arthropoda; Thecostraca; Pollicipedomorpha; Pollicipedidae
Exons: 6
Coding region: 48-794 (248 amino acids)
Source: RefSeq, a predicted model, not a curated record
AAGUGGGAGCUCACGCUCCGUCUGUGGAAGACCCGUUACACUACUGCAUGCAACUACUCUGGGUGCCGUUCGAGGACACGAAGGCGAGCUUGUUUCCCGUGGUGCCCUUGAUCAGCCUGGUGGACGAUGAGGGCACGCUGGCUCUCCUGGACUGUCCGCUGAAGAUCGGCCACUUCAGCUACCUCGUGCCCAAGGAGGAGGGCCGCUUCCGGGACGUCUCUCCUCCUGCGAGCUCUGACCCGACGCGGCGGCGAGAGGACCGCCUGGUCCGAGCCUGCCGUGACGUCACGGAGGGGAUCUACCAGGAGUGUCCGGACUUCGAGCAAUACGUCCAGGCCAUGCUGGACGCCGAAGUGACGAUCGUCAGGAACGUAUUGGCGGGGCACAAGCCGGCCGGUGAGGAGGAGCGGCUUCUGCUGGAGCGGCUGGAGCAGCUGUGCGAGCGCCGUUGGAGGCAAGAGCCUGCCCUCGACAUCAUCGACAAAAUCGGCUCUGACAUGAUCAACAACAGAGGGGUGAUUGAGUUCCUGGUCUGCCACAUGAAGGUAGUUCUGCAGACGCAUUCGGAGCUCGCCAAGCUGGAGCCGAAGCUGUUGAAUACGCUGGCGACGGAGUUACUCAGAAUACAGUCUGAUUUUAUCGAGGCGCGUCAGUUCGCGCAGCUAAGAGAACUCCAGGAAGAGGAGGAAGCCCUGUGGCGGGACUCGGUCAGCAGCGCGGCCGAAGAAGACGACGCAGCGACUCCGUACGGCCCCUUCGAACCCCCUCCGAAACCUGAGCCGUUCACGUGGUAACUUGGAGACCG